This is a messenger RNA of Aspergillus wentii DTO 134E9, 1396 nucleotides long. RefSeq names its product glycoside hydrolase family 18 protein. The record is from RefSeq and is a predicted model, not a curated record. Gene Ontology annotation, molecular function: chitinase activity. NCBI's taxonomy places the organism in Eukaryota, Fungi, Ascomycota, Eurotiomycetes, Eurotiales, Aspergillaceae. Gene Ontology annotation, biological process: carbohydrate metabolic process. Gene Ontology annotation, cellular component: extracellular region. The coding region runs from base 161 to 1222 and encodes 353 amino acids. The transcript has 5 exons.
UAAUUUUGAUAGAAUAGACAACAAAAAUUAACUUAGGCUUGGCCAUUCACUCUUUUCAGCAACACUCUCCUUUAAUUUUUCUGAUUAUUUAUUUCGAUCAGUUUCCUACACCACUCCACUCCUUUACACAAAGAGAUAUCUCUCACAGAUCGAUCUCAACAUGUCUUUCCUUCAGAAAGCCAUCUCCUUUGCUGCUGUGUUUGCUUCUCUUGGAGGGGCUUAUGCCAAACUCGAUCUUUCGUCCACCUCGAAUGUGGCCAUGUACUGGGGCCAGAAUUCAUUCAAAGGACAAGGAAAGCUUGCGCAGCAGCCUUUGGCUUUCUACUGCAAUGAUGACAAGAUUGAUGUCAUUCAGCUUGCUUUUCUCAUGAACAUCAAUGGACUUGGUGGUGCUCCGGAGUAUGAUUUCCAGAAUGCGAGUGACCACUGCAAUGUGUUUGAGGGCACCAAUCUCAAGAACUGUCCCCAGGUCGGUGCCGACAUCGCUACCUGCCAGAAGAAGAACAAGACCAUCAUCCUCUCCAUUGGAGGUGCUACCUACAGCGAAGGCGGCUUUAGAUCCGAGGCUGAUGCCAUUGCUGGAGCUGACAAGGUCUGGCAGACUUUCGGUCCUCCUUCGACCAACACCUCUGCACUUCGUCCAUUUGGCAACUCCUCCGUCGACGGGUUCGACUUUGAUUUCGAGGCAAACGUCUUCCACAUGGGUCCCUUUGCGAAACGGCUUCGUGAGUUGGGAGACGCCGAUAAGACAAAGCCAUUCUUCCUGACGGCUGCGCCGCAGUGCAUGUACCCUGAUCUGGCGGAUAAAGAUAUCCUCAACGGCUCUGUCGCGAUCGAUGCGGCGUUUGUGCAGUUCUACAACAACUGGUGCGGUGUCAAUAGUUUCACCCCCGGCAAAGACAUUCAGACCAGCUUCAACUUCAUUGACUGGGACAACUGGGCGAAGAAUGUCUCCAAGAAUGGCAACACCAAGGUCUUCUUGGGGGUUCCUGCCAACACAGGCGCGGCGAGCACUGGGUAUCUCCCCGCCGACAAGCUGGAGCCGGUCAUCAAAUACAGCAAGACUUUCAAGAGCUUUGGCGGAGUGAUGAUGUGGGAUGUGAGCCAGGCCUAUGCCAAUGAGGGCUUCCUGGAUUCUGCCAAAAAGGCUCUGGGCAAGGUGCCAUCUCGCAUUCUCCGUCCUGCUUCUGGGUCACAGCCUAAUGCGUGGUACUGGGGAUGACUUACUGAAGAUGAAGUCAAAUUUUUCCUCUUUCUUCUUUGGCCAUUCUCCACUCUUCUUUUCUGUUUGCACAUACUCAUUUCAAAUACCCGUUUCCAUUAUCUCGUGCCCGGUUAGGGCUUCUGUUGUUUAUGUUUCUGGCGUGAUUGUCCACAAGGCACAUUCAAUGUCGCU